AUGCUGAGCUUGCAGAAAGACCAAAUUCCGAGUCGCGGCGAUAAGUUAGCAUUACUGGAUGACAAUGUACAUCUACCGAAAGAAGUAGAUUGGAGAGCAAAGGGCACUGUCACCACAGUGAAGGAUCAAGGGCGUUGCGGAUCUUGUUGGGCUUUUAGUGCGGUAAGCUUGAUAUUUCUUUUGGUAUUCCCCCUUAGCAAGCCUUAG
Acanthoscelides obtectus is the source of this 207-nucleotide messenger RNA. The record is from the annotation of a GenBank genome assembly. NCBI's taxonomy places the organism in Eukaryota, Metazoa, Arthropoda, Insecta, Coleoptera, Chrysomelidae.